Messenger RNA from Amphimedon queenslandica, 699 nucleotides. RefSeq lists its product as uncharacterized. Bases 98 to 565 code for a protein of 155 amino acids. The record is from RefSeq and is a predicted model, not a curated record. NCBI's taxonomy places the organism in Eukaryota, Metazoa, Porifera, Demospongiae, Haplosclerida, Niphatidae. The transcript is spliced from 3 exons. Gene Ontology annotation, molecular function: protein binding.
UGUUAUCUCAUGGAGUGUACCUAGUUAUAUUCCAUCAGACUAUCCCAUUAUCACAUAUGAGAUAGGAUAUCAUAUCUUACAGUCUGAUAACUGUUUGAUGAUAAAUUAUGAUGACUUUAAUACUCAAAUAUUACGACUAUGUAAUUCAACUGAUACAUAUAUCUACAUUACUGGUCUUAAUGAUAUGUCUUACUUUAUUUUUGGUGUACGUGCAUACACUGUUAAUGGAUAUGGAGAAUGGACAGUUAUUGCUAAUGAGACACUAAAACUACCACUACAAUUAUCAUCUAACUGUGCUACAUCAGACAGUGUCAUUGCUCUUAGUGUGUUAGUGGGUAUAUUGUGUGGUCUACUAACUGUCAGUGUUGUUGUUCAUAUCUACUGCUUUAUAAGAAAGAAAAGUCUGUAUACUUAUAACAAGCAAACAAAAGCUUAUGAUGAUAUUGCAAUGCAAGUAUGUGAACCAUAUGAAAUUCACAAGACUAAACAAAGUGAAGAGAAUGAAGGAGUCUAUGAUGAAUGUCAAACAUCACCUGAUGAUGUUUAUGAGCGUAUGCCACAAUAAAUGUAUGUGCUAGAAUUACUUAAUAUAUAUACUAAACAUAACUUUUUAAACAUUUUCACUAGUUUUAGUGCAGCAGUUAUUUUUGUUUUGCAUAUACAGCUAUACAUUACAUAGUUUGUGUUUAAAGAGAAUAA